Molecule: messenger RNA, 1263 nt
Organism: Gryllus bimaculatus (two-spotted cricket)
Lineage: Eukaryota; Metazoa; Arthropoda; Insecta; Orthoptera; Gryllidae
Source: the annotation of a GenBank genome assembly
AUGUCGCUAGCGCAUGUAUUGCCUUAUGUCGGCUUCCUUGGCUUGCUGAGGGUCGUGACGGCUAGUGCCUUCGUCCGGGUGUGCGCGUGCCGCAGCUCGCGCAUCGUGAGACGGGAACAGUUGCAACCUCGGAAUACUAAUUCGGCUAGGCCAAUGUUAUUUGCCUUUAUGUCCUUCCUGGGUCUUCGGGCUGGAGCGGACGGGCAGUGCCCCGUCGCUGUGCGCGUGCCGCAGCUCGCGCAUCGUGGCAGACAGGGAAAACGUUGCAACCUGAAGUAUACUGAAAUGAUCGCUACGCCAUGUAAAUUUCUUAUGUCCUUCCUGGCUUCGCUGAGCGUGACGGCUGUGCCUUGUCCGCGUGUGCGCGUGCCGGUGCAGCUCGCACAUCGUGAGACGGGAACCGUUGCAAUCCUGCGAAGUGCCUUGUACGGCGUGUGCGCGGGGUGCCGCAGCUCGCGCAUCGGUGGGAGGACGCAGAGCGGAGCCAUUCCGGGGGCGUGGAUUCUGGAGCCCGGUCGCGCGCACUGGACCCCGUUGAGGCGUCCGGGGCGUGCCGUAGCGCCGCGCCGCCCGUGGGGCCGCUGCGCUACCGCCCGCCCGAGCCGCCGCCGCCGUGGGCGGGGCACGCGCCUCGCCGACACCUUCGGCGCCGUGUGCCCGCAGCGGCCGCCCGACGUGGCCAACCGCACCGCCGCCCUGCAGCGCAUGCCCCGCGGCCGCUACCUGCAGCUGCGCCGCCUCGUACCGCACCUGCGCCAGCAGAGCGAGGACUGCCUCUUCCUCAACCUCUACGUGCCCGGCAGCGGCAACCGCGGGUUGGAGGCGCCCUACGCUGUGCUGGUGUUCGUGCACGGGGAAUCCUUCGAGUGGAACUCGGGCAACCCCUACGACGGCUCCGUGCUUGCCUCCUUUGGCCACGUCAUCGUCGCCACCUUCAACUUCCGACUCGGCAUCCUCGGCUUCCUGCGCACGCGCGCGGGCGGGCUGAGCGCCGGGGAGCCCGAGCUGGCGCUGGAGGACGCGGCGGCGUGCCUGCGCUGGGUGCGCACCAACAUCGCGGCGUUCGGCGGCGACCCGGGCCGCGUCACGCUGCUCGGCCACGACACGGGCGCCGCGCUCGUCAACCUGCUGCUGUUGUCCGGCGCCGCCGCGGGCCUGUUCCAGCGCGCAGCCCUGCUGAGCGGGUCUGCGCUGUCGCCGUGGGCGCAGCAGCGGCGGCCGGACGCGCUGCGCGCCUCGGUGGCCGCGCAGCUGGGCUGCGCC